CGCGGUGGCUGCCGGGAAGCGCCGCGGCGAAUGGUCGCGCCGGGCUCCGCUCUGAGUGACCUUUCACCCGCGUCCAGCGCUCCCGGGCGGCGGCACCAGGCGGAAGCCAUGGCGGAGGCGGCGGCCGCAGCUACAGCGGGCGGGACCGGCGCGAGCUCGGGCUCCGCGGCGGACCCGGACCCCGACCCGGACUUGGGUCGCGCGGGGCGGAGGCUGCGAGUGCUCUCGGGCCAUCUGCUGGGCCGGCCCCAAGAGGCUGUAAGUGCCAAUGAGUGCAAGGCGCGGAGAGCCGCGGCGGCGGCCCCGGCGUCGCCCACGGCCACUCCCGCCGCGCUGGAGACUGGCUCCAUCCCGAAGAAGCGGCAAGAAGUUAUGAAAUGGAAUGGAUGGGGAUAUAAUGAUUCUAAGUUCUUCCUCAAUAAGAAGGGCCAGGUUGAAUUAGCUGGGAAAAGGUACCCUCUUAGUGGCAUGGUUUUACCAUCUUUUAGAGAAUGGGUCCAGACUAACCUUGGAAUAUAUUGGGAACAUAGAACUACCUCUAAAGCAUCUUUGAAUCCUAGUGAUGCACCUCCAUCUAUUGUAAAUGAAGAUUUUCUUUAUGAACUUAAAGAAACCAAUAUUUCAUAUUCACAAGAGGCAGAUGACCGAGUAUUUAGAGCUCAUGGUCAUUGUCUUCAUGAAAUAUUUUUGCUCAGGGAAGGAAUGCUUCAACGAAUUCCUGAUAUAGUUGUAUGGCCAAUGUGUCAUGAUGAUGUAGUUAAGAUUGUGAAUCUAGCAUGCAAAUAUAACCUUUGUAUCAUACCAAUUGGUGGAGGAACAAGUGUUUCAUAUGGCCUAAUGUGUCCUGCAGAUGAGACAAGAACAAUAAUUUCUUUGGAUACUUCACAAAUGAAUCGAAUUCUGUGGGUAGAUGAGAACAAUCUGACAGCUCAUGUAGAGGCUGGCAUAACAGGACAAGAAUUAGAAAGACAGCUUAAAGAAAGUGGUUAUUGUACAGGUCAUGAACCGGACUCCCUGGAAUUCAGCACUAUGGGAGGAUGGAUAUCUACCCGGGCAUCAGGCAUGAAGAAGAAUAUCUAUGGCAAUAUUGAGGACCUGGUGAUUCAUAUGAAAGUGGUCACACCUAGAGGUAUAAUAGAAAAAAGCUCUCAAGGACCUCGUAUGUCAACAGGCCCUGAUAUCCAUCACUUCAUCAUGGGAUCUGAAGGAACUCUUGGUGUAAUAACAGAAGCUACAGUAAAAAUCAGACCAGUCCCUGAAUACCAAAAGUAUGGCUCGGUAGCGUUCCCUAAUUUUGAACAAGGAGUAGCUUGUUUAAGAGAAAUUGCAAAACAGAGAUGUGCUCCUGCAUCUAUUCGUCUCAUGGACAACCAGCAGUUUCAGUUUGGUCAUGCUCUUAAACCUCAAGUUUCCUCUAUUUUUACAUCAUUUUUAGAUGGGCUAAAAAAGUUUUAUAUUACAAAGUUUAAAGGAUUUGAUCCCAAUCAAAUAAGUGUCGCCACAUUACUGUUUGAAGGAGACCGUGAAAAGGUUCUUCAACAUGAGAAACAAGUAUAUGACAUUGCUGCAAAAUUUGGUGGACUGGCAGCUGGAGAAGAUAAUGGGCAAAGAGGUUAUCUGCUGACCUAUGUCAUUGCAUAUAUUCGAGACUUGGGUUUGGAAUAUUACGUAGUAGGAGAGUCUUUUGAGACUUCUGCUCCUUGGGACAGAGUUGUAGAUCUUUGUAGAAAUGUAAAAGAAAGAAUAAGAAGGGAAUGCAAAGAGAAAGGUGUUCAGUUUCCACCUCUUUCUACAUGCAGGGUAACACAGACAUAUGAUGCAGGUGCAUGUAUCUACUUCUAUUUUGCCUUUAACUACAGAGGAAUUAGUGACCCACUGACGGUGUUUGAACAAACGGAGGCAGCUGCUAGAGAAGAAAUCCUUGCGAAUGGAGGGAGCCUGUCACAUCACCAUGGAGUGGGCAAGUUACGGAAGCAGUGGCUAAAGGAAAGCAUUUCUGAUGUCGGCUUUGGGAUGCUGAAAUCUGUCAAGGAAUAUGUGGACCCCAGUAACAUCUUUGGAAACAGAAACCUUUUAUAAGUCCAUUAACAUCAUUAUAAAAAAAUAAUACUUUUUAUUUAAGUAUUCAUCUAUGGUUAUACCAGUAAUCAAAUAUAUCAUGGACUGUAUUCAGCUAUAUUUGUUUGUUAGUUUAAAAUGUUUGUAUUCGUUCUGUACUUUGUUUUGUUUCUACACUUAUGGGUUGACAGAUGGUAUUCCUCAAUCUCUGUCACUGUAGGUAUAUCAGCUUACAUCCAAUUGUUUGUUGUUGUAAAUUUUAGUCUGGCAGCCCAAGGCUGCAAGUUAUUUUAGAGAAAGGUGCUGCCAGCUGUCUAGAAAGGCAGAUUUGGGUACCAUCUAUUGUUUUAGCCUUUUAUUAAAAAUGCACAUUACUAGGAAGCAGUUACCUAAGGAAAGAUUCCCCUGGGGAGUGAUCUAUGUAUAUGUUUUUAAGAACAUAUUCGACUGGGAGUAGACCAUUGAGGGAGUACAUUCAUGAAUGAACAUAGGCAACCUAUUGGGAUGCCAUCUUCUGUAAGUUGGUUGGUUUACAGUUUUCUUUGAAAUUACAACAUAGUUACAAAACCUUAAAUCACCAGUAUGCAAAUUAUUCUAUGAGAGGACCUAUUUGUUCUCCAUGUUUCUGUUUAAGUUGUGUUUAUAUCACGGAUAUAUAUUCUAGAUUGUGUUUGGUGAGAAAAGCUGAUGUACCAUUCAUUGUAAGUGAAGAACAGGCUUCUGUGAAAUGAAGGCCUUUAUCCUCCCUAGCGUUCUGAUAUUUCUGCUGUUGCAUGCUUGUUGCUGUGCUGCAGAGGAAGCUGCAACAGGAGCAGAACAAAGAUCCUGACCCUAUGUGACAAGUUGAAAGAAUUUGUUUGGCUAACGAAAGUCAUCAUUUGGCUCUUGAAUUUGAAAGCCUCAGCGAUUUCAACGACGAAAGACCUUUUUUUUAAAAAAAAAUUAACCUAAAUAGCAUGAUAAAUUUUCAUAUAAAAGUAACAUUUCAAUUUUGUUCUUAAUAAAGGUUUAAUGCCUUUUAUGAAUUACUGGUUUAGCCUAAAUUUUAAAAAAAUGUAUUAAUGCACAUGCCAUAAUCAAAAGUUUAGAAUAUCCUGUUUCUUAAAUUAUAAAAACAUUAAUCACAUUUAGCAAACAUUUUUACAUUCAACCUGAUAUUUAAAAAAAAAAGUGAAAUGAUUAAAUCACCGUCAAGCUUCAUGAUUCACAUUUGGAGAUGGAUUCUUUUCUUAAUGCAAUACCAAACUUUUGAUAAUUUUUUAAAAUUAAUAUUUAAUCAGAUAAUGUAUGUGAAAAUGCAGACGAUCCUUUAAAAGGACUCACUGUCUGUGUAUGUAGCAACAGCUCCAAAGUAUUUUUGGGCAGUUUGAUACCUUUUAUAUCUGAAAUAGCCUUAACCAGAAAAGUAAAAUUUGAAAUUGACAAAAUGUUAUUUUUAAGACUUCAAAAUUAUGAAUAAUUUUUAACUAUUAAAAUUGGCCACAAACUAACAAAACUUAAACCUGUAGGCAAAUCAAAAUGAUUAGUUUAACAACAAAAACUGAAUAUUUACUUUUUAGAACUUGUGUCUCUUUGUUGGUGAUUUAGUUUGAAUUAUCAAAUUUCCAACCAAUAUUUGCUUAAUCCCUUGAUUGUUUGAAAUAGUUGGACACUUAAUAAGAAAAUGCCUCUGGAAUUAUAAGAUCUUCAGUUUCAUAAAAUGCAUCUGUUCAUUAAGGUGAUUUCUAAUUGGUGAUCAAAAUGUAAAAUUUACUAAGGUACUAAUAUCUCACUGAUUGUGUGUAUUCAUGUUACUAAAUAAUGUUUUAAUAAAACAGAUUUAUUAUUAGAUCCA
This is a messenger RNA of Dipodomys spectabilis (banner-tailed kangaroo rat), 3892 nucleotides long. RefSeq names its product alkylglycerone phosphate synthase (gene Agps). The record is from RefSeq and is a predicted model, not a curated record. Bases 31 to 2079 code for a protein of 682 amino acids. Lineage: Eukaryota; Metazoa; Chordata; Mammalia; Rodentia; Heteromyidae. Gene Ontology annotation, molecular function: FAD binding; alkylglycerone-phosphate synthase activity. Gene Ontology annotation, biological process: lipid biosynthetic process. The transcript has 20 exons.